CUAAUUUUUGUAUAGGACCAGGAUGGGAAAUAAAUUUUGUACAUGCAUGAACAAGAGCAAAAGAGCUAUACAAGAAGAUACACUUCAGACAGCUCCAAGCUUCAAUAAAUUAAAAGUUAAGAAGACUAGCAGGGUUCAUAAGAAGAGUAAAAGCAUUCCUGAUAACGAAGAAUUGUCAGGGUCAACCAAAAUCGAAAGCUUAAGAGAUACUAUAGAUGGCUUAAAUAUUACUAAGGACUCAAUUAAAAGCUUUUAUAAGUUUGGAGAGGUAAUCGGAUCUGGAAAAUAUGGGACUGUCAAGAUGGCUUACUCUCGCCAGAAUCCAGAUUUUAAAGUAGCUGUAAAAUGAAUCGAUUUUGAUAAACUGACUGGAAGCUACCAUACUUGUAUUUCAGAGAUAGAUACUUUGAAAAAGGUAGAUCAUCCAAAUGUAGUCAAAGUUUUCGAAAUUUUCCAGGAUAGUAAGAGACUUUACAUUGUGAUGGAGUACUGCACAGGAAAAGAGCUCUUUGACUUUGUGGUUGAGAGGACCAAAGUUGAGGAGAAGUCUGCAUCAUAUAUCAUCAAACAACUUCUGAAGAUCAUAAAAUAUUUGAACUCACUCAAAAUAUGCCAUAGAGAUAUUAAGCCUGAGAAUAUCUUGAUAGAUCCAGACAAUUUAAACAUAAAGCUGAUAGACUUCGGCCUUUCCACUUAUUUUAAGAAUUCUUCAAGACUGACAACGAAACUGGGAACACCUUAUUAUGUUGCUCCAGAAGUGUUACUUGGAAAUUAUGGAAAGGAAUGAGACAUGUGGAGCGUAGGAAUCAUUUCUCAUAUUUUACUCACUGGGUGUCCCCCCUUUCAGGGUGAAAGCCUCCCAGAGAUUUAUAAUGAAAUACUCAAUGAAAAAUUGAAGCUGUAUAGAAGUGAUUGGGUUGAUCUGAGCCCAGACUCUCUGGACUUUAUCAAGCUAAUUCUAAGGAAAUCCCCUCAGAGGAGGCUAACUCCGGAUAAAGCUUUGAAUCAUUCCUUCAUUGCUGAGCCUGGAUCCAAGAGAAAACUAAAGCCGAAUGUUCUUGAGAAGCUAGCCAAGAGCAGUGAGAAAGGAUACUUGAAGAAAAAGGUGUUCAUGAUUCUCGCUACUUAUAUUGAUAAUGAAGUCAUUUUAAAGUGGGAUAAAAUUUUUCAUUCAUUGGACACCAAAUGAAAUGGAGAGAUUUAUAUUUCAGAGAUUAUUAAGAAGCUCAGAGAGACAAGAAUGUCUAAAGAGAAGCUGAAGCAAAUAGAGAGCAAGCUGAAGGACAAUCUGGACUCUAAGAUAAGCUAUUCGGAUUUCUUGAACUCAGUCAUCAAUAUCAAGAAGGAAGUCAGAGAGGAGGACAUUCAGAAAGUAUUCGAUCAGCUGGAUAUGGACAGGUCAGGAAGAAUCAACUACAAUGAUCUUUGAUCAUUUAUUCAGAGGAGGGGAGAUGAAAAUGUCACUGCAGAAACAUUAUUCCAAGAGAUCGACAUGAGUCAGAAUAUGGACACAGAGCAAGAUGUCUCCUUCCUUUCAGAGAGCAAAGGCGAGGAUCGGAAGGAAAUAAGCUUCAGCACUUUUAAGAACUUUAUGAUGUGAGAUAAUGAUAUUUCAGAAGCAUCAGAUGGAACUAUGAAGUCAUCCUUCUAUCUCGCUGAGUGUUUAUCUACUGCCAGUAUAGAGUGCUCUCCUUAUGUGCGUAAGUCAAGACAUGAGAAGAAGCCUUUUAAACUUUAAAUCCUUUCCGAUUCACCUAAAUAUUUCAUUUCCGAGAGACUAUU
Molecule: messenger RNA, 1782 nt
Organism: Moneuplotes crassus
Lineage: Eukaryota; Ciliophora; Spirotrichea; Euplotida; Euplotidae
Source: the annotation of a GenBank genome assembly